Molecule: messenger RNA, 2040 nt
Organism: Trichobilharzia szidati
Lineage: Eukaryota; Metazoa; Platyhelminthes; Trematoda; Strigeidida; Schistosomatidae
Source: the annotation of a GenBank genome assembly
UACAAGUAUCUCGACAAGGUUGUACGUCUUUGCCAGCAGCCGAAAUUAAACUUGAAAAUCAGUCCACCUUAUAUUUUGGAUAUUAUUCCGGACAUAUAUGAGAAGUUGCAAGGUAUCACUGCCAGUUACGAAGAAAACUAUGAUGUUCUUUCUCAGAUAGAAUACUUCCAGAUAUACAUUUCAACAGUGAUAGAAAAAUGUAAGCAGACUAUUAGUCUGUUCAAGAAUUCUAAAGAGAAGAUAUUCGACACUAAUUCAGAUGCGCGCUUUCGUCUGGUUAAGUUGUCACUUGUGUACUCCCACUUACUCAAAGACCUUGAGGCUCUAUUUCCACACAAUAUUUUUGCCUCAACAACUUUCCGAAUAACUAAACCAGAUGCAGCGCGUUGGUGGCUGUCUAAUUUUGAUAAUAGUGCAAUAGUUUCAUGGCACUUAUUUAAACAUUCUCUACUUCAAACAUUUCGCAUAGACUCAGAGAGCCAAUUGUCGGCCUUGCAAACAACAAUAGACAUUACCUGCAAUGAUUAUGUGUCUAUUUUCGAAUUUGACGUAUUCACCAGAUUAUUUCAGCCAUGGUGUAAUAUACUUGAAACGUGGAAAGCUUUGGCUAUUUUGCAUCCUGGUUAUAUGGCGUUCAUGACAUACGACCAAGUUAAGACAGUUCUCAAGCGUUACUGUACUCAUCCUGGUCCGGGAACAUACGUCUUCCGACUGUCAUGCACCAAAUUGGGCCAAUGGGCUAUUGGUUAUAUAACUCAGGAGCUUAAGAUCCUACAAACUAUAAUACAAAAUAAAUCCUUGGCCCAAGCACUAGUUGAUGGAGAAAAGGCGGGAUUUUAUCUGUACCCAAACGGAAAGCCUAAUCCAACUACACUGCUCUUUCACUUAACACACAAUCUCUUACAAGUUCAUUUACAAGUUACCAAGGAACAGUAUCAAUUAUAUUGCGAAAUGGGUUCGUCUUUUGAGUUAUGUAAAAUAUGUGACGAAAAUAAUAAAGACACACAACUAGAACCAUGCGGUCAUUUGAUAUGUAAACAUUGUCUCCGUAAUUGUCAGUCCAAAGGCAAUGGUCAAACUUGUCCAUUUUGUCGACUAGAAAUAAAAGGGAUUGAAGAAGUCGUUGUUGAUCCUUAUAAACCGACGGAAAACUAUAGUACAACAAAUUUUCACAGCACUGAAUCGAUAGUGGUUUGUCCUCGACCACUACUUCUUUUCGAAAACACCAAUAAGACAGUGGACAUCCCUUCGUAUCGUUCUAUGAAUGACUUGUGUAAUACAAUGGAUUUUCCAUCAAACUCCUUCUUGACAGAACCACCACCCAUACCACCAAGAAAUUUAUGUCUCACUCCGAAAACGGACAAGAAGGAAGAAUAUGAAUGUAAGCUCCGAAGUAGUCACACCACUAUCCCAUCCAUCAGCUAUGGAGAUGGAGCUGAAAUAAGUUCCUAUACGCUUAAUUCGAAUUCCCACACAAACAAUCAGGAGCAGAUGUCUGAUCCAUCUCAAAUAAACAACGUACAUGUACAGACAUCUAUUAAUUCUGGUGGUGAUACACAAUUGAGUUCACAAGGAGAAGCACUUCCAACGUCCUUGCGGGUUGAUUUUCAAACAAGUACAGGAAAUAUUAACCAAGCAAAAGAUUUAAAUUAUACACAGCUAGAUUUGAAGAAAUCGGAAUCAGACAGUGACUUCGAAACUUUUAUUCCCAAUAGAUCGAAUGCAAUCGAAGACCGACAAAAUAACUCAGUGUAUACAAAUUGCCUUCCACAUAAGUACUUAAACACCACUUCCUGUUCUCCGUCAAAUACUGAUGAUAAUAAUAAGGGCUACUGCCCUACAGCUAAUGUGAUAACCACUGAUGCACCGGACUCUAGUAUAAUAUUUAUGACAAUGAAAUCUGUGAAUGAAAAUAUAGAACAGUUGCUUGGUAUGAAUCCUGAGAUGACAGAAGAUACAGCGAAGCUUUUGCUAACUAUAACAGAUAAUCAUAUUAAUAUGUCACACGAAAUUUGGAAAUAUUUUAUGCCACGUGUAUAA